Messenger RNA from Carlito syrichta (Philippine tarsier), 1450 nucleotides. RefSeq names its product RNA polymerase II subunit J (gene POLR2J). Gene Ontology annotation, molecular function: GTPase activator activity; DNA binding; phospholipid binding. Gene Ontology annotation, biological process: intracellular signal transduction; cellular response to calcium ion; transcription by RNA polymerase II. Bases 163 to 1251 code for a protein of 362 amino acids. Gene Ontology annotation, cellular component: RNA polymerase II, core complex. The transcript has 10 exons. The record is from RefSeq and is a predicted model, not a curated record. NCBI's taxonomy places the organism in Eukaryota, Metazoa, Chordata, Mammalia, Primates, Tarsiidae.
GCGCUCAGCCGCUCGGUUCGCGCGUGCCCCGCCGUGGUGCGCGCCACCUUCCGCCAGCUCUUCCGGCGCGUGCGGGAGCGCUUCCCCAGCGCCCAGCACGAGAACGUGCCGUUCGUCGCCGUCACCAGCUUCCUGUGCCUGCGCUUCGUCUCUCCCGCCAUCAUGUCGCCCAAGCUCUUCCACCUGCGGGAGCGGCACGCGGACGCCCGCACCAGUCGCACCCUGCUCUUGCUGGCCAAGGCGGUCCAGAAUGUAGGCAACAUGGACACCCCGGCUUCCAGGGCCAAGGAGGUAUGGAUGGAGCCGCUGCAGCCCACCGUGCGCCAGGGCGUGGCACAGCUGAAGGACUUCAUCACCAAGCUCGUGGACAUCGAAGAGAAGGAGGAGCUGGACCUGCAGCGGACGCUGAGCUUGCAGGCGCCUCCCGUGAAGGAGGGGCCGCUCUUCAUCCACAGGACCAAAGGCAAGGGCCCCCUCACGUCCUCCUCCUUCAAGAAGCUCUACUUCUCCCUCACCACCGAGGCCCUCAGCUUCGCCAAGACGCCCAGCUCCAAGAAAAGCGCCCUCCUCAAGCUAGCCAGUGUCCGGGCGGCAGAGAAGGUGGAGGAGAAGAGCUUCGGGAGCUCGAACGUCAUGCAGGUCAUCUACACGGACGACGCUGGCAGGCCGCAGACCGCCUACCUGCAGUGCAAGUGUGUGAACGAGCUGAACCAGUGGCUGUCUGCGCUGCGGAAGGUGAGCAUCAACAACACUGGUCUGCUGGGCUCCUACCACCCCGGCGUCUUCCGUGGGGACAAGUGGAGCUGCUGCCACCAGAAGGACAAGACAGAUCGAGGCUGCGAUAAGACUGGGUCGCGGGUGACCCUGCAGGAGUGGAAUGACCCUCUUGACCAUGACCUUGAGGCCCAGCUCAUCUACCAGCACUUGCUGGGCGUGGAGGCUGCACUGCGGAUCACCAUUAACAAGGACACCAAGGUGCCCAAUGCCUGUCUGUUCACCAUCAACAAAGAAGACCACACCCUAGGAAACAUCAUUAAGUCACAGCUGCUGAAGGACCCACAGGUGCUGUUCGCUGGCUACAAAGUGCCCCACCCCUUGGAGCACAAGAUCAUCAUCCGCGUGCAGACCACCCCGGACUACAGCCCCCAGGAGGCCUUCACCAACGCCAUCACCGACCUCAUCAGUGAGCUCUCCCUGCUGGAAGAGCGAUUCCGGGUGGCCAUCAAAGACAAGCAAGAGGGAAUUGAGUAGUGGGAUGGAAGGAGCUUUGCUCUGCCUGGGAACCCAGUUCCUCCCUGCGCCAGACCCUUCUCUCCAGGCACCAAGCAGUGGAGAGCGGCCAGUCCAGCUGUGCCCUCCUGCAGCAUCCCAGAGAGCCCCUCACCCUGACACUGAUGUGUCUUGUACAUAGAUUCUUUUAUCUUCCCAAUAAAGUGUGGCAGGAAAUGAC